Molecule: messenger RNA, 1032 nt
Organism: Procambarus clarkii (red swamp crayfish)
Lineage: Eukaryota; Metazoa; Arthropoda; Malacostraca; Decapoda; Cambaridae
Source: RefSeq, a predicted model, not a curated record
AUGGCCACCAAUAUGGCCACCAAUAUGGCCGCCAAUAUGGCCACCAAUAUGGCCGCCAAUAUGGCCACCAAUAUGGCCGCGAAUAUGGCCGCCAAUAUGGCCGCCAAUAUGGCCGCCAAUAUGGCCGCCAAUAUGGCCACCAAUAUGGCCGCCAAUAUGGCCACCAAUAUGGCCACCAAUAUGGCCGCCAAUAUGGCCGCCAAUAUGGCCACCAAUAUGGCCGCCAAUAUGGCCGCCAAUAUGGCCACCAAUAUGGCCACCAAUAUGGCCGCCAAUAUGGCCACCAAUAUGGCCGCCAAUAUGGCCGCCAAUAUGGCCGCCAAUAUGGCCGCCAAUAUGGCCGCCAAUAUGGCCGCCAAUAUGGCCGCCAAUAUGGCCACCAAUAUGGCCGCCAAUAUGGCCGCCAAUAUGGCCACCAAUAUGGCCACCAAUAUGACCACCAAUAUGGCCGCCAAUAUGGCCGCCAAUAUGGCCACCAAUAUGGCCACCAAUAUGGCCGCCAAUAUGGCCACCAAUAUGGCCGCCAAUAUGGCCGCCAAUAUGGCCGCCAAUAUGGCCGCCAAUAUGGCCACCAAUAUGGCCACCAAUAUGACCACCAAUAUGGCCGCCAAUAUGGCCACCAAUAUGGCCACCAAUAUGGCCGCCAAUAUGGCCACCAAUAUGACCACCAAUAUGGCCACCAAGAUGGCCACCAAGAUGGCCACCAAGAUGGCCGCCAAUAUGGCCACCAAUAUGGCCGCCAAUAUGGCCACCAAUAUGGCCACCAAUAUGGCCGCCAAUAUGACCACCGAUAUGACCACCAAUAUGGCCACCAAUAUGGCCGCCAAUAUGGCCACCAAUAUGGCCGCCAAUAUGGCCACCAAGAUGGCCGCCAAUAUGGCCACCAAGAUGGCCGCCAAUAUGACCACCAAUAUGGCCACCAAUAUGGCCACCAAGAUGGCCGCCAAUAUGGCCACCAAGAUGGCCGCCAGUCCUCAUUCCACCAGUAUCGGGGAAAUGCUCCAAAUCUCUGGAAAAGCUGCUUCUGGUUGA